This is a messenger RNA of Trypanosoma rangeli, 315 nucleotides long. RefSeq lists its product as uncharacterized. The record is from RefSeq and is a predicted model, not a curated record. Bases 1 to 315 code for a protein of 104 amino acids. Lineage: Eukaryota; Euglenozoa; Kinetoplastea; Trypanosomatida; Trypanosomatidae. The transcript has a single exon.
AUGAUUCUCAGUGUGAACGCCUUCCAACUCAUGCGUUUUAACGGUGACUCCCAUCAAGAGAAACCAUCCCAACUCCCCACAAUCCCACUUUUUGCUGCCGCAUAUUUGGAAGAUGGCGCACAAGGCCUACGCCCAGAUGGUCAUACGGCGUCUUGGGAGUUAGUCUGUCGUCCUCCCCGGCGAAUCGGGGAGUGGAAAGACAGAGAACACCAAAAUAUUGAUGUUCCAUCUUGGGGAUAUGAGUUUCAUACACAGCGGCAACACCAUGCAGAGGAAAGUGACAGACAUGUUGGCCGAGUACCUAAAUCGCAGUAA